GGGCCCGCGCCGAGCUGCUUGUGGCUGCGGCUGUCGGCCUCGGGCGUCCCUGGGUCCCGGGACCUGGCAUCGGGUCGCCCAGCCAUGGAGCGGGGCAGCCACUGCCGCCGCCUCCUCCUGCUCCUCCCGCUGGCGCUGGGGCUGAGCGGCGCCCCGGGCCGGGCAGGUGCGCCCCCUGUGGACCUGCUCCGGGCCCUGCGGUUCCCCUCCCUCCCUGAUGGAGUCCGGAGGGCGAGAGGCGUCUGUCCAGCUGAUGUGGCCUACCGAGUGUCUCGGCCUGCCCAGCUCAGCGCACCUACCCGCCAGCUCUUCCCGGGAGGCUUUCCCAAAGACUUCUCUCUGCUGACUGUUGUCCGGACCCGGCCUGGCCUCCAGGUGCCCCUCCUGACUCUCUACAGUGACCAGGGUGUCCAGCAGCUGGGCCUGGAGCUUGGCCGACCAGUCCGCUUCCUGUAUGAGGACCAGACCGGACGGCCCCAGCCCCCGGCUCAGCCGGUCUUCUGGGGCCUCAGCCUUGCGGACGGCAAGUGGCACCGGGUGGCCGUGGCUGUGAAGGGGCAAUCUGUCACCCUCAUCGUUGACUGCAAGAAGCGAGUCACCCGGCCCCUUCCCCGAAGCGCUCGCCCGGUGUUGGACACCCGAGGGGUGGUCAUCUUCGGGGCCCGUGUCCUCGAUGAAGAAGUCUUUGAGGGCGAUGUGCAGAAGCUUGUCGUUGUUCCUGGAGUCCAAGCUGCCUAUGAGUCCUGUGAACAGAAGGAUCUGGAAUGUGAGGGCAGCCAGCGGGAGAGACCUCGGAACAAACAGUCGCACAGAGCCCAGAGAUCGCCAAAGCAGCCACCGUCAAGGCUUCACAGACCGCAAAACCAGGAACCCCAGCGACAGCCCCCCGAGCCUCUCCACCUCGACUACGAGCCUCCCUACGACGCCGAGAAGACCAGGGGCACCGCCCCUGACGGUCAGCGGCCUCAGAGCCCCAACCGCAGGGCUCCCCCUUCCCCUAGGGGGCGUCGGACCCCUCCCCGAAAGCCUAACCCACCUGCCAAGAGGUCCGCGGCCCGGCAGGCGCCCCCCUCAGCGGGCCGGAAGCCCCCUGGAGCUGGAGGCUCUGGGUCAGCACAGAGCCAGCCUCCCCCCUCCAGACCAGCCCGGCAGGCAGCUCCCCCCACUGCCCGGGCCCCCCCCAGGACCAGAGGCAGCGGCUACCGGCAGUACCCCACCCCUGGUGAAGAGGAAGGAGCCCCGGAGUCAAGCCCCUUGCCGCUCCCGGAGGAGGAGCGGACAGAUCUCCAGGUCCCCCCAACAGCCGAAGGGUUCCUGGCAGAGGAACAUGGGGAGGGUGGCACAAACGCCCCAGCAGGGCUCUACGACUACACCUAUGGCUAUGGGGAUGACUAUCGUGAGGAGACGGAGCUUGGCCCUGCCCUCUCUGCGGAGACUGCCCACUCGGGAGCCGUUGCCCGUGGACCCCGGGGGCUGAAGGGAGAGAAGGGAGAGCCUGCCGUGCUGGAACCUGGCAUGCUCGUGGAGGGACCCCCUGGCCCAGAAGGCCCUGCGGGAUUGACUGGUCCCCCUGGUAUCCAGGGGAACCCAGGCCCAGUUGGAGACCCUGGAGAGAGGGGACCCCCUGGCCGAGCAGGGCUCCCUGGAUCUGAUGGUGCCCCUGGCCCUCCUGGCACCUCCCUCAUGCUCCCAUUCCGGUUUGGCAGCAGUGGGGGUGACAAGGGCCCUGUGCUGGCGGCCCAGGAGGCACAGGCCCAGGCAAUCCUGCAGCAGGCACGGCUGGCGCUCCGUGGACCCCCUGGCCCGAUGGGAUACACAGGCCGCCCUGGGCCCUUGGGACAGCCCGGGAGCCCUGGCUUGAAAGGAGAGCUGGGAGACCUAGGGCCCCAGGGCCCCAGAGGACCUCAGGGACUCUCAGGGCCCCCCGGCAAGGCUGGACGGAGGGGCCGAGCGGGUGCUGACGGAGCCCGAGGGAUGCCGGGAGAACCUGGGGUGAAGGGUGAUCGAGGUUUUGACGGCCUCCCAGGGCUACCUGGGGAGAAGGGGCACAGGGGUGACACUGGCGCCCAGGGCCUUCCUGGGCCCCCUGGAGAGGAUGGAGAGCAGGGAGAUGAUGGGGAGACCGGGCCCCGGGGGCUGCCUGGAGAGUCGGGACCUCGAGGGCUCCUUGGUCCCAAAGGCCCCCCUGGAAUUCCUGGGUCCCCGGGAGUCCGAGGCUUGGACGGGCCACACGGGCCCAAAGGCAGCUUGGGACCCCAGGGAGAGCCAGGACCUCCCGGACAGCAGGGCACCCCUGGGACCCAGGGUCUCCCUGGGCCUCAGGGUGCCGUUGGCCCUCGUGGUGAGAAGGGGCCUCAAGGGAAGGCAGGGCUCCCCGGCAUGCCUGGCUCAGACGGACUCCCGGGUCAUCCCGGGAAGGAAGGUCCUCCUGGAACCAAAGGAAACCAGGGCCCGUCUGGACCUCAGGGUCCUUUAGGAUACCCCGGACCUCGAGGUGUCAAGGGUGUGGAUGGAAUUCGGGGUCUGAAGGGUCACAAAGGUGAAAAGGGCGAGGAUGGUUUUUCCGGGUUCAAAGGUGACGUGGGCGUGAAAGGUGACAGGGGUGAGGUCGGAGUUCCUGGCUCCCGGGGAGAAGAUGGCCCCGAGGGGCCGAAGGGACGCACGGGACCCACUGGAGACCCUGGGCCCCCUGGACUCAUGGGCGAGAAGGGCAAGCUGGGUGUCCCUGGCCUGCCUGGCUACCCUGGACGCCAGGGUCCCAAGGGCUCCCUGGGGUUUCCUGGCUUCCCUGGAGCCAGUGGAGAGAAGGGAGCCCGGGGCCUGUCAGGGAAAGCAGGACCUCGCGGGGAACGAGGGCCCACGGGCCCGCGGGGCCAGCGGGGACCCCGAGGAGCCACUGGCAAGUCUGGAGCUAAGGGAACCUCAGGAGGUGAUGGCCCCCACGGGCCCCCCGGAGAGAGGGGCCUCCCUGGACCUCAGGGCCCCAGUGGCUUCCCUGGCCCCAAAGGCCCCCCGGGCCCCCCGGGGAAGGAUGGGCUGCCCGGGCACCCAGGCCAGAGAGGAGAAGUGGGCUUCCAAGGGAAGACAGGCCCUCCUGGGCCCCCUGGAGUGGUGGGACCCCAGGGAGCAGCAGGGGAGAGUGGUCCCAUGGGGGAGAGAGGUCACCCAGGGCCCCCGGGACCUCCCGGAGAGCAGGGCCUGCCUGGCCCGGCUGGAAAAGAAGGCACAAAGGGUGACCCUGGUCCCCCCGGGGCUCCGGGGAAAGAUGGCCCUGCUGGUCUGAGGGGCUUCCCAGGGGAGAGAGGCCUCCCGGGCACUGCUGGUGGGGCUGGUUUGAAGGGGAAUGAAGGUCCAGCUGGCCCUCCCGGCCCCGCAGGCUCCCCCGGGGAGCGAGGUGGAGCAGGAUCAGGGGGGCCCAUCGGUCCCCCAGGGCGCCCAGGCCCCCAGGGUCCCCCAGGAGCAGCGGGUGAGAAAGGCGUCCCGGGGGAGAAGGGCCCUGUUGGUCCCACCGGCCGCGAUGGGGUGCAGGGUCCUGUGGGACUUCCUGGCCCUGCUGGACCCCCUGGUGUGGCGGGAGACGAUGGUGACAAGGGUGAGGUGGGAGACCCCGGACAGAAGGGCUCCAAGGGGAACAAGGGUGAACACGGCCCUCCUGGCCCUCCUGGCCCCAUCGGUCCUGUGGGGCAGCCCGGAGCCGCGGGAGCUGAUGGGGAGCCUGGAGCUAGGGGGCCCCAGGGACACUUUGGAGCCAAAGGUGAUGAAGGGACAAGAGGAUUCAACGGACCCCCAGGACCCAUUGGCCUACAGGGCUUGCCAGGCCCCUCUGGGGAGAAAGGAGAAACAGGAGAUGUGGGGCCUAUGGGACCCCCCGGCCCCCCAGGACCUCGAGGCCCAGCUGGACCCAACGGUGCUGAUGGACCCCAAGGCCCCCCCGGAGGUGUUGGCAACCUCGGUCCCCCUGGAGAGAAGGGGGAGCCAGGAGAAGCAGGAUCCCCAGGGGUCCAGGGUGAGCCAGGCGUCAAGGGUCUUCGAGGGGAGCGUGGGGAGAAAGGAGAGACAGGGCAGGCGGGAGAGGCUGGGCCACCCGGCCCCAAAGGGCCCGCAGGCGGCGAUGGCCCCAAGGGCAGCCCUGGUCCCGUGGGUUUCCCUGGCGACCCCGGCCCCCCUGGAGAAGUCGGCCCUCGGGGCCAGGAUGGUGCCAAGGGUGACCGAGGAGAGGACGGCGAGCCAGGCCAGCCCGGCUCCCCUGGUCCCACUGGGGAGAAUGGGCCACCUGGACCCCUUGGGAAGCGAGGUCCUGCCGGCACGCCUGGUCCGGAGGGGCGACAGGGAGAGAAGGGAGCCAAGGGGGAUCCUGGUGCAGUGGGUGCCCCGGGGAAGACAGGCCCUGUGGGUCCUGCUGGUCCGGCAGGAAAACCCGGCCCUGAUGGGCUACGAGGGCUCCCGGGCUCGGUGGGUCAGCAGGGCCGUCCUGGAGCCACAGGCCAGGCUGGGCCCCCGGGUCCUGUGGGACCCCCAGGGCUUCCUGGCCUCCGGGGUGAUGCUGGAGCCAAGGGGGAGAAGGGCCACCCAGGUCUCAUUGGACUGAUUGGCCCCCCUGGAGAGCAAGGGGAGAAGGGUGACCGGGGACUGCCCGGCCCUCAGGGCUCCCCUGGACAGAAGGGAGAGACGGGUGUCACAGGAGCGUCCGGCCCCGUCGGUCCCGGAGGGCCUCCCGGCCUCCCCGGACCUGCUGGCCCCAAAGGAGCCAAAGGAGCCACAGGCCCAGCCGGACCCAAGGGAGAGAAGGGCGCGCAGGGCCCCCCAGGACACCCGGGCCCUCCGGGCGAGGUGAUCCAGCCACUGCCCAUCCAGAUGCCCAAGAAGGUGCGCCGCUCAGUGGACGGCAGCCGCCUGAUGCAGGAGGACGAGGCCCUGCCGAGCGGGGGCGCCCCGGGCAGUCCCGGGGGGCUGGAGGAGAUCUUCGGCUCGCUGGACUCCCUGCGGGAGGAGAUCGAGCAGAUGAGGCGGCCGACAGGGACCCAGGCCAGCCCGGCGCGCACCUGCCAGGACCUGAAGCUGUGUCGCCCGGAGCUGCCUGAUGGAGAGUACUGGGUGGACCCCAAUCAGGGCUGUCCCCGGGAUGCCUUCCGGGUCUUCUGCAACUUUACCGCGGGCGGGGAGACGUGUGUGACACCCAGGGAUGAUGUCACCCAGUUCUCCUACGUGGACUCAGAGGGCUCCCCGGUAGGUGUGGUCCAGCUCACCUUCCUGCGCCUGCUCAGUGUCUCGGCCCACCAGGACGUCUCCUACCCCUGCUCUAAAGCGCCCCUCGACAGCCCCCUGAGACUCCGGGGGGCCAAUGAGGAUGAGCUGAGCCCCGGGACCAGCCCCUAUGUCAAGGAAUUCAGAGACGGCUGUCAGACACAGCAUGGCCGCAGGGUGCUGGAGGUCCGCACCCCGGUGCUGGAGCAGCUGCCGGUGCUGGAUGCCUCCUUCUCAGACCUGGGGGCCCCCCCGAGGCGGGGAGGGGUGCUGCUGGGCCCAGUCUGCUUCAUGGGCUAGGACCUUCUCUGUCUGACCUGUCCGUCACCGCAGGCCCACCCGGCGUCGCGCAGCUUCGGCUCCACACCACCUCCCGCCGGGGCUCCUCACCACCUGGGCCGUGGGCCAGUCGGGGCCAUCAGGGGAGGAUGCCUCUGGGUGCUGGGGACACCCCUGGGGAGGGGUGGCAUGGGGGCUCCUGGCCCUCCCACUGGAGCCUGUGCCCCGUUAGAGAGCUGAGAGCCUUAUUUGAAACUCGCCUGCCAAUCACCCAAACAAGUGGAAGAGAAGAGAAAGGACACUGUGUAUUUUGUAUUUAAAAGUAAUUAUAUUAAUUAUUUAAAGAGUGGAAAACAAUAUAACAGAAAGGAUAAAGAGAGACACGCCAACAGAAGUCGGCACAUGCUGGAAUCAUGCUCUCCGAGGGUGGGCCUGCACCCGUCUCUGCCUCAGGGCCUUCCUCUGACUGUGGGUGUCCGGAUGAACCCCACCUCCCUCACCCCCAGUAGCACCCACUGUGAACCCUGGGACAGACGUCUCCUCAGGGCUCUGACUCCCCAGCUUGGGGCUCCCUCAUCCCAGCCUGCCAGGGCUUGGCUCCCCGACCCGGUACCUGCUGUCCUGGCACUGCCUGGGUCUGGCAGGACCUGGCUGCUCCUGGACCCAGCCGCGCCCUCCGAGAAGGCCUGGAGUAGGAGGCGCCUGUACUCAGCGGGUUCUUGAAAUGCUGAGGUUCUUCCGUACGGGCUGGGGCAUCGCGGGCCUGAGCUCCUUGGGGGUCUCAUUGUCAUCCUGGUCACCCCAGGCCCUCCUCUGGACCCCGUCCUUCCCUGGUCCUACAAUUAAAGGGUGACGUGUGCCUGAAGGGUGGAAGGGGACACCAGGAGCCUGCCUGGCCCCACGCCCAGUGUCCCGCGGA
Molecule: messenger RNA, 6442 nt
Organism: Heterocephalus glaber (naked mole-rat)
Lineage: Eukaryota; Metazoa; Chordata; Mammalia; Rodentia; Bathyergidae
Gene: Col11a2
Product: collagen type XI alpha 2 chain
Molecular function (GO): extracellular matrix structural constituent
Source: RefSeq, a predicted model, not a curated record